CAAGAGUCACUUAUGUGAGCACAGAGAUUCUGGCAGCCUGUCUGAAUUGAGACCAUAAUCCUCUUCUGAAAUCAGUCUAAAACGGAACUAUUCACAAUAAACAUGAAAUUAAAACCCUGAGGUAGUAGUGACCCAAAAGGAAUGUGAAUUCUUCUUCAGGACACAAAGACCCGUGGAUGAACUGUGUUUCUAGAUUUUUACUUCGGCUUUCCUGAGAGUCAAAAUGAGCAAGAGGCACAUAAGUGUGGGUCAACAAAUGUGGACUCUUCUCUGCAAGAACUGCCUUAAAAAAUGGAGAAUGAAGAGAGAGACCUUGAUGGAAUGGUUUUUCUCAUUCCUUCUGGUACUAUUUGCAUUCCUAUUUUCUUCUGAUUUACAUCAAGUCAACGACUCUUCUCAAAUGCCUUCAAUGGAUCUGGGACGUGUAGACAAUUUCAAUGAUUCUAAUUAUAUUAUUGCAUUUGCUCCUGCCUCCAAAACUAUUCAAGAGAUCAUGAGCAAGGUAGCUUCAGCCCCAUUCAUGAAAGGAAAGACAAUCAUGGGAUGGCCUGAUGAAAAGAGCAUGAGUGAAUUGGAUUUAAAUUAUUCAGUCGAUGCAGUGAGAAUUAUCUUUAAUGAUAUGUUCUCAUAUCAUUUGAAAUUUUCCUGGGGACAUAGAAUCCCUAAGGUCAAGGAACACAAAGACCAUUCAGCGCAUUGUCAAGUAGUGGAUGAAAAACUCACCUGUGAGAAUUCAGUGUUUUGGGAGAAAGGUUUUGUAGCUUUUCAAGCUGCCAUUAACGCUGCUAUCAUAGAACUCGCAGUAAAUCGCUCCGUGAUGGAUGCGCUGAUGUCAGUGACGGGUGUGAAUAUGAAGACACUUCCUUUUAUCGCUCAAGGAGGAAUUACCACUGAUUUUUUCAUUUUCUUCUGCAUUAUUUCUUUUUCUUCACUUAUAUGUCAUUUAUCAGUCAAUGUUUCAAAAGAAAGACAAUACAUUAAACCGCUGAUGACAAUGAUGGGCCUUCGGCAGUCAGCAUUCUGGCUUUCCUGGGGCUUCAUGUAUUCUGGCUUCAUCCUUGUCAUGGCUAUUUUGAUGGCUCUUAUUGUAAAAUCUACCCAAAUUGUUGUGCUAACUGGCUUCACCGUGGUCUUCAUUCUCUUUUUCCUGUAUGGCUUGUCUUUGAUAACUUUGGCUUUCUUGAUGAGUGUGUUGAUAAAGAAGCCUCACCUCACUGGUUUGGCCAUCUUUCUACUUAUCAUUUUUUGGGGCAGCCUGGGAUUCACAGCGCUGUACAGACAUCUUCCUGCAUUUUUGGAAUGGAUCUUAUGUCUUCUUAGUCCAUUUGCUUUCACCGCUGGAAUGGCCCAGCUUAUACAUUUGGACUAUGAUGUGAAUUCUAAUGUCCAUUUGGAUGCUUCAAACAACUCGUACAUAAUAAUAGCUAUUCUUUUUAUACUGGUUUUUGAUGCUGUCUUCUAUUUGGCAUUGACAUUCUAUUUUGACAAAAUCUUGCCCACCAGAUACGGACAUCAACACUCUGCCACAUUUUUCCUGAAGUCCGCUUUUUGGUGUCAGUAUCGAGGAACUAAACACGUGGCACUUGAGAAUGAAAUCGAUUCUGAUCCUUCAUCCAGUGACUCCUUUGAACCAGUGUCAGCAGAAUUCCACGGAAAAGAAGCCAUCAGAAUCAAAAACCUUAAAAAAGAAUAUAAAGGACAACGUGAAAAAGUAGAAGCUUUGAAAGGUCUGGUGCUUGACAUAUAUGAGGGCCAGAUCACCGCUCUCCUUGGCCACAGCGGAGCUGGGAAAACAACCUUGUUAAACCUACUUAGUGGGCUGUCUGUCCCAACAUCAGGUUCUAUCAGCAUCUAUAAUCACACCCUUUCAGAAAUGGCUGACUUUGAAACUGUCAAAGACCUCAUCGGAGUCUGUCCACAAUCCAACAUACAAUUUGGCUUUCUCACUGUGAGAGAAAAUCUCAGGCUGUUUGCUAAAGUAAAAGGGAUUUUGCCACAUGAAGUGGAACAAGAGGUACAGCAAAUUCUACGGGACUUAGAGAUGGAAAAUAUUCAGGACCUUCUCGCUCAAAAUUUAAGCGGUGGUCAAAAAAGGAAACUAACUUUCGGGAUUGCCAUUUUAGGAGAUCCCCAGGUUUUGCUGUUGGAUGAACCAACUGCUGGGUUGGAUCCUCUUUCUAAGCAUCACAUAUGGAAUCUCCUGAAAGAGAGGAAAUCAGACAGAGUGAUUCUCUUCAGUACCCAGUUCAUGGAUGAGGCUGAUAUCUUAGCUGAUAGGAAGGUGUUUAUAUCCCAUGGCAGGCUGAAGUGUGCUGGCUCUUCACUGUUCCUGAAGAAGAGAUGGGGCAUUGGCUACCGUUUAAGUUUACAUCUGAAUGAAAUGUGUGAUCCAGAGAGUAUCACAUCACUUGUUAAACAGCACAUCCCUGAUGCCAAAUUAGCAGCGCAAAGUGAAGAGAAACUUGUUUAUAUUUUGCCUUUGGAAAGGACAAACAAAUUUCCAGCCCUUUACAGGGAUCUUGAUAGAUGUCCUAACAAAGGCAUCGAGAAUUAUGGUGUUUCCAUGACAACUUUGAAUGAGGUGUUCCUGAAGUUAGAAGGAAAAUCAACUAUUGAUGAAUCAGAUAUUGCAGUUUGGGGACAAUUACAAAGUGAUGGGACAAAAGACGUGGCAUGCCCUGUUGAGCCGGAUCGAGAUUUGUCUUCCCUCCACGGAGCAAGGGAAAGAGCAGGUGGCAUGGCACUCUGGAAGCAGCAGCUCUGUGCCAUAGCAAAAGUUCGCUUCCUGAAGCUAAAGAAUGAGCGAAAAAGCCUCUUGGCCAUGUCAUUGCUUUUUGGGGUUAGCUUUCUUCCUCAAGUUUUGGAACUCCUCCUCUGUCGGUUAUAUCAAAAAAGUUACUCUUGGGGACUCUCUCCAGAUAUGUACUUCCUUUCACUGGGACAACCCCCACAGGAUCCCCUGACUCACUUACUGGUCAUCAACAAAACAGGGUCCAGCAUCGAGAACUUUAUACACUCACUGAGACGACAGAACAUAGCUUUGGAGGUGGAUGCCUUUGGAACUAGAAAUGGCACAGAUGAUCCAUCUUACAAUGGGGCCAUCAUUGUGUCAGGCGAUAAACAGGAUCACAGAUUUUCCGUAGCCUGUAAUACCAAGAGGCUGAAUUGCUUUCCUGUACUCAUAGAUAUUAUUAGCAAUGGGUUACUUGGAAUUUUUAAUUCUACAGAACACAUUCAGACUGGUAGAAGCACAUUUUUGGCAGAACAUAUGACUUAUGACUAUUGGUACCUGAGCAGCGCGUUCAUCUGGAUACUACUGGCCGCCUGUUUCACGCCUUACAUCGCCAUGACCAGCAUUGACGACACUAAAGAAAAAAUUCAUUCCCAGCUAUGGAUUUCAGGCCUUUACCCUUCAGCUUACUGGUUUGGACAGGCACUAGUGGAUAUUCCACUCUACUUCUUGAUUCUUCUUCUGAUGCAAAUAAUGGAUUAUGUUUUUAGUCCAGAAGAGUUUAUACACAUAAUUCAAAACCUGUUAUUUCAGACCCUGUGUAGUGUUGGAUAUGUCUCGUCUCUUGUUUUCUUGACAUAUGUGAUUUCAUUCAUUUUUCGCAAUGGCAAAAAAAAUAGUGACAUUUGGUCAUUUUUCUUCUUAACUGUCACCAUCUUCACAAUACUUGCUACUGAUAUAAGUGAAUACACAUUUCUGGGGUUACUUUUCUGCACCAUAUUAAUACCACCCUUCACACUGAUUGGUUCUCUAACCAUUUUUUCGGAGAUUUCUUAUGACUUCGUGGAUUACGUAGGAGCUUCAGAAUCUCAAAUAGUAUUUCUGGCAUUGCUAAUACCUUACUUCCAGUUUUUCAUUUUUGUUCUUGUUCUGCGAUGUCUGGAAGGAAACUUCAGGAAGAAAUUGUUGCGAAAGGACCCUGUAUUCAGAAUGACUCCAAGAAGCAGUGACGUUUUUCCAAAUCCAGAAGAACCUGAAGGAGAAGAUGAGGAUGUCCGAAUGGAAAGAAUCAGAGCAAUAAACGCCGUGACUGCCCUGGACGAGGAAGAGAAACCAGUUAUCACUGCCAGCUGUCUGCGGAAGGAAUAUGCAGGCAAAAAGAAAAAUUGCUUUUCCAGAAGGAAGAAAAAAAUUGCCACAAGAAACGUGUCUUUCUGUGUUAAAAAAGGUGAAGUUGUAGGACUGUUGGGACACAAUGGAGCUGGGAAAAGUACAAUGAUUAAAAUGAUAACUGGAGACAUAAAACCAAAUGCAGGGCAGGUGAUUUUGAAAAGGAGCAGUGAAGAGGACACCUUGGGGUUCCUGGGGUACUGUCCUCAGGAGAAUGUGCUGUGGCCCAGUCUGACUGUGAAGCAACACCUGGAAGUAUAUGCUGCUGUGAAGGGGCUGAAGAAAAGGGACGCCACAGUCACCAUCACGGGGUUGGUGGAAGCCUUCAUGCUGCAGGAUCAUCUGAAGACACCCGUGAAGACUUUGUCAGAGGGAAUAAAGAGAAAACUGUGCUUUGUGCUGAGCAUCCUGGGAAAUCCAUCAGUGGUACUUCUGGAUGAGCCAUCCACUGGGAUGGACCCUGAGGGCCAGCAACAGAUUUGGCAGGCAAUCCGGGCCACCUUUAGACACACGGAGAGGGGUGCCCUCCUGACAACCCAUUACAUGGCAGAGGCUGAGGCUGUUUGUGAUCGUGUAGCCAUCAUGGUGUCCGGAAGGCUGAGGUGUAUUGGAUCAAUCCAACACCUAAAGAGCAAAUUUGGCAAAGACUACCUGCUGGAGAUGAAGGUGAAGACCCUCACACAGGUGGAGCCUCUCCACGAGGAGAUCCUCAGGCUUUUCCCCUGUGCUGCUCGGCAGGAAAGGUAUUCCUCCCUGAUGGUCUAUAAGCUACCUAUUGAAGAUGUACAGCCUUUAUCACAGACUUUCUCCAAAUUAGAGACAGUUAAACAGAGCUUUGACCUGGAGGAGUACAGCCUCUCACAGUCCACCCUGGAGCAGGUUUUCCUGGAGCUCUCCAAGGAGCAGGAGCUGGAUGAUUUUAAGGAGGAACUGGAUCCCUCUAUGAUGUGGAAACUCCUCCCCCAGGAGGAACCUUAAAUCUUCAGACGUUCUGCUUCUCUUGAAGCUUUUUCAGACAAUGUUCAAUAGCAUGAACAGCACUUAUCUCAGAUGUGACACAAAUGACUUUUGAAACUCAUGUCAUAACUUUUUUCAAUUCUAUAGUAAGGCUGGUGGAUAAACUCAGUGAGAGCAAUGAUGGAGCCUGAGAUUAGACCACACCACCCGCUAAGGGUCCAGUAAGCUUAUCCUAUUUCACAGGGCUAAUUUAAAAUCGCAUUUGUGGUAGAUUUGUUUAUGUGCCUGAGGAUGAUACAAAGACUACUUAUUUUUCUCCCCACGAACCUAAACAUAUUGAAUUUUUUCUUAUCUUUUUGACUAGAUAAAGUAUAAAAUCAGGUAUAAUAUUGACAUUAAAGGAAAGAGAUUACCCAAUAGCAUAGAUUUUGCUUUUUGUAAUUUUCUUCUCUUAACCAGUUAUUAAUUGGGUGAGUUUUAAAAAUCAUUUUCAGACUGUAGCUUGUAGAAUAUUGUUUUUUUUCUAUUAUAACUAUAAAUGAAGUUGAAACCUAGUAAGAUGCAUACUUGCAAUAUGGAUAUGAAUGUUUGAGUUAAUGGAACAUACUAUGAUGUAUUUUUAUGUGCAAACUUGAAAUCUCCCAUAUAUGAAGGUUGUACUCUUAUGUAAAGCUAUAGAACUUCCUUAUGUCAUUAGCCUUAUUUAAUAUAUAUAUAUAUAUAAAAUGACAUAUACAACUAGUUGCAGUGUAACAGCUUAAAAUCAAUAAAUAAACUUAUAUACUUAAUUUAGUAGCAUUUCUUUUAUUACCACUGUUAUUGUUGCUAGCUAACUGAACAUUCAAAGGCAGUUAUGUGAAAAAUCUUUACUUCUAGUGAUUCUUACAUCUUUCUAGUUUAUGAAAAUAGCUCAUUCCCAUCAGUCCACUCACAGGAGAUCUGUAUCUAUCAGUCUUUGAAAGAAACUAAAAUCUUAAAUUUAGGUCACAGAAUUUCAGAAAUGUUAUUUCUGAAAAUAACAAAUGCCCCAGAUUUGUUAUUUUAAAAUGAGGACAUUUUAAAAUGU
Molecule: messenger RNA, 6143 nt
Organism: Chinchilla lanigera (long-tailed chinchilla)
Lineage: Eukaryota; Metazoa; Chordata; Mammalia; Rodentia; Chinchillidae
Gene: Abca9
Product: ATP-binding cassette, sub-family A (ABC1), member 9
Exons: 39
Coding region: 224-5098 (1624 amino acids)
Biological process (GO): transmembrane transport; lipid transport
Cellular component (GO): membrane; intracellular membrane-bounded organelle
Molecular function (GO): ATP binding; ABC-type transporter activity; lipid carrier activity
Source: RefSeq, a predicted model, not a curated record